AUGUUGGAAUUUGCACCCAUUUGUAUUUAUCCAGUAAUCAGUUCGCUAGUCUCUUUGAUCCUACUUGGUGUUCCCUUCCUAUUCACUUCCAAUGGUUCGACUUACCCGGAGAAAUUGUCGGCCCACGAAUGCGGUUCCGAUCCCUUCGGUGAUGCCAGAAGUCGUUUCGAUAUACGAUUUCAUCCGGUUUCCAUUCUACCUAUUACCCCCGAUCUAGAAGUAACCUCCUUUUCCCCUUGGGCAGUCUCUCUCAACAAGAUUGAUCUGUUCGGAUCUCGGUCCAUGAUGGUGUUCUUAUUGAUUUCGACGAUCGGAUCUAUCCAUGAAUGGAAGAAGGGUGCUUUAGAUCGGGAGUAA
Molecule: messenger RNA, 357 nt
Organism: Cryptomeria japonica (Japanese cedar)
Lineage: Eukaryota; Viridiplantae; Streptophyta; Pinopsida; Cupressales; Cupressaceae
Product: NADH-ubiquinone oxidoreductase chain 3
Exons: 1
Coding region: 1-357 (118 amino acids)
Cellular component (GO): NADH dehydrogenase complex
Molecular function (GO): NADH dehydrogenase (ubiquinone) activity
Source: RefSeq, a predicted model, not a curated record